AUGGUCUCUCCAAAAAUUGAAGUAGUAAAAGACGAACCGGCGAAGAUCGAGUCCAAGUCAAAGCAAAAUCCAUUUGAGCCCCGGAAGAAGAACACCACUAUAAGAAGAUCUGCAAAUGAAGUUUAUUCACAACGGAAAGGGCUCAACAAACCAGAAAUUAUUAGUAACAAACCUAUAGACAUACUAUUCACCAAACUUGAAAAGAUUUUAGACUUGCUGUAUAGUGAAUUGAGCAUUGAUUUGUUGUAUAAAAGGUUAUUUCCAGAUGGACCAGAUGGCAAGGAUGAAUUUGAGAAGAGAUAUAGAACAGUUUCCAAAUUACUUGAAUUGUUGAUUGAUAUUCAAAAGUUUUCCUCAGAGUCAGAUGGAACAAAGGACAAGUCGGUGAUUAGUAUUUCUUUGCAUGAUAUGAAGACUUUUGGGAAAUUAAUCAAUGUCAUUAUUAUUCAUGGAAUUUAUCCCGUUUUAGCUUCACUCAAUAUAGGUGUCCCAUUUGAAAAACGUCGGUUGAAAGACUUCUCUAAUAAGAAGGAUCAAAUCAAAAUAGAUAAAUUGCCAAUAAAGGGGUCAUAUGAAAACCAUGAGAAAUUGUUAGGCUUAGUGUACGAUAGAUUCCUUCAACUUUUUCAGGUUAAAUCGGAUGUAACUGACUUACUAAGCAGAGGAACAGGGUAUGCUGACUUCAUUACAGUCUCGAUUGCCCUUAUUACAGUUCCGCAUUUUGAUUCAAAACGGAAACAAGAUGUUUGUUCUCAAUAUGACAAUCUGAUUCAAAAAAUUCCCGAAACGUAUGAAUUAUUUCAAAUAUACACUGUUCUAAUGGCAACGCCAUCUCCGAUGUACUUCAAACAAUUUGUUAUCAGAAGAUUGCAAUCUCUUCACUACGAUGCUCCAAGAAACGAUGGAUUACUAAGUUUAAUUGAGUUUGUUUUGGAAUUAAGAGAAACUGAAGAGGUUAAUAUAGAAAAGUUUGACCAUGUUGCGAAUGUAGUCUUACUGAAACCUUCAGGUGUCGAUACAAGGAAGUAUUUUACUUCAAUCGGUAACCAAAGCUAUGAGUUGUUGGUAAAUAUAAAUCGACCAACAGUAACUAGUUGUGUUGUUUAUGCCAUCGAGAAGCUUUGGAUAAGGAAUAAAAGGGUAACCCAAGAUUUUAUUCUUAAAAAGAUUUGGAAUUGCUUUAAUCCAGAAGCCAGGGACGAACCAAUUUUAAUAACAGAAACUCAAUUGAAUAAUACCGUGAACGUAUUAAUAUCGUUAAACAAGAAAACCUUGGAUUUGGAUUUGUAUGCGGCUAUCUUCGAACCUAUACUUCUUUCAUUAUGGGGUUAUUAUUUAUUUCUCAAGAAACAUGACAAAUCAACUGGUGUAAUAAUGGGUAUAUUAACUAGUUACUUUACAAUUAUGAAGGAUUAUAAUACAGGAAACGGUUUAGAAAUUAUUGCAAAGAAUCUUAUUUAUGACGGAAAUGAUAAUUGGGUUUUCGAAUUUGGACCCAAUUCUAUGACCCAGAUUGCAUCAAGAGUUUCGGAAGUUAGUUCGGUUAGCAAAGAAGUAAGAGUGGCUCGCUUUAUCUCUGGAUUGGAUUCUGCUUGUGAAGCGUUUAUUCGAUUGUUGGAAGAUCUAGAUGAUGAAUUAGUACAAUCGCUUUUCAUAAAAAUAUUGAAAAAUUGGUUAAAUGGUAUAGAAUUAAUUGGGGAGGAGAAAAAUGCGUUCCUAGCUUUGAUGGAUUUGAGAUUAUUGGAAAGCAUUGGGAAUAAAUUCAAGGAAUGUCUUGCAAGGACACCUAUUGAAAUGUUGGAAAUGGUAGAUAGUUUUCUUGUGUUUUCAAGAACGAGAACGGGGGAUUCUAUUUCCAAUGAGGAUGAAAAUUCCGACGAUGAAGAUGAAGAGGAGGAUAUUCGAGAAGAGGUUUUACCGACGCUUUUGGAAUUGCUAUCAGCUAUUCUCUCUGAAAAUGAUGGUAUGAUGGGUAAUGCAGAACAUCUUCAAGUUCUUACAAGUGUGAGUACAUCAUUGAUGAAACUUUCUGAAAAAGGAGAUAUAAAAGAAACAACAAAGAGAAGUGCACUCGCUUUGAAUUCUAGAGUACAAGAGCUACUCAAAGGAGAACCUCGAGAUAAGGACAAAACUGAUACAGAUAGAGACAUUCUUAAUAGGGCCAUAGUAAGUCUAAAUGACCCUCUUGUCCCAAUACGAGCACAUGGUUUAUAUUUGUUGCGGAAAUUAGUCGAAAUCAAGAGUAAGACAAUUUCAAUUGAUUUUGUUAUUAACUUACAUCUUGUACAAUUAAAAGAUCCCGAUCCUUUCAUUUAUCUUAAUGUUAUUAAAGGACUUGAAAUAUUGAUUUCGUGGGAUGAAUAUACUGUUCUCGAGAUAUUAUGUAAAUUUUAUAAGGAUGAGAAUUCCGAAAUGGAUGAACGACUCCGUAUUGGGGAAGUUUUACUUCGGUACAUUCAAUCUUCAAAUGACGCUUUCGGGGGGAAAUCUGCUUCUUUAAUUGUGGAAACUACAUUAUCACUAAUCAGAAGGUCUAAAGAUGAGAACAAUGUAGUGGAUGAUCGUUUGAGAAUGUCCAGUAUGUCUUUACUUGGGUCCUGUUGUAAAGUGAAUCCAUUAGGGAUGAUUGACAAAUUAGAGGAAUGUUUGGACUGUGCUAUAGGGAUAUUACAAUUAGAGACUUCAGUUGAGAGUGCGAUUAUGAGGAGAGCUGCUAUUGUGUUAAUACAUGAUUUAAUUCUAGGGACGUCUGAAACGAAUAAGGUAAUGUUUCCAAAAAGAUACCAGGAAUCAGUUUUUAGGAUUCUCAGAUAUGUUUCGGAAACUGAUAAUGAUUUACUCGCAAGGGAGCAAGCUCAGAGGGUAUUGAAGACGAUCUCUGAAUUGACUGAGGCAGCCAUGGAACUUUAUAGAGAGCAAUUGCCAAGUGAAACUGUGCAUCGUUGA
Molecule: messenger RNA, 2946 nt
Organism: Hemisphaericaspora subhashii
Lineage: Eukaryota; Fungi; Ascomycota; Pichiomycetes; Serinales; Debaryomycetaceae
Exons: 1
Coding region: 1-2946 (981 amino acids)
Biological process (GO): protein secretion
Source: RefSeq, a predicted model, not a curated record